CUAAUAAAACAGUAUGUCUAAACACCUUCAUAGUACUUCAGUACAUAGUGAAUAAUAUGGGGAAAUUUUGAUUUAGAAAAUAAAAUUAUCACGAUACGCAAUGCAGAGUAAUGAACUACUUAACAAACGAGCAAUGAGUAAUAAAACGAGAUGUGACCCUUGAAUAUGAAGUUUAUGAAGAAUGUGAAGAAGUUUAUAUGCACUUAUAAACUGUAAAUGGUUUACAGCCGCAUAAAUCACAUAAGUCGCUACAAACUUAAAGGGACACAGCCAUGAGUUGAAAUAUUUAAAUAAAAAUGGCGGAAUGCUUCAACACACGAUUGCAAAGGUUUGCCAUUAUGAGAAGACUGUUUAUACCGAUGAUUUUGGCGUUUUGUGUGAUGUACGUUAUAACCACAGUUGUCUACAUUGGGACAGAAGUAAACGAAACUGUUCCUGGUGCAUCUAGUGAGGUUGUCUUGAGGCCCAAAUGGCCUGAUGACAGUGCUUCUGAAAAAGAUCUAGCCAACAUUGACACAGAUCCUAUGGAAGAAAGGAUGAUGUUAAGACGAAGUCGAAUACCGCCAAUGUGUGGGGGGAAGUUCACUUCAACGAAAAACGCUAGUAGAGAACCAAUAUGGAACUUAAAUAUCCUCUAUACGUCUAGUUCUAUAUAUGUAGACGAUAAAUACAAGUUUUUGUAUUGUUUUGUACCAAAAACUGCCACAACGACGUGGAGAAAAAUGUUCAUGGCAAUGCACUAUAACAUCUCGUAUAACGACGCAGAUGAAAAUUUCGACAAACUUACUAAAGAUAUAGGUUUGAAACAUCUGAAUUUAUAUUCAGAACAAAAGAUACUCCAGAUCAUGCAGGGCUAUUUAAAAUUCAUGGUAGUACGAAAUCCGUUUGAACGAUUACUAUCAGCGUGGCAAAAUAAGUUCAACAAAUACAAAUCUGGUCAGUUUUGGUACUGUAACACAUAUGGGAAAUCUAUCAUUGAAAAAUAUCGAAAAAACUUCACUGUAGGGGAUGGGUCCGGUUGUGACGUCACAUUUGAUGAAUUUACGGAUUAUCUCUUAGAAAGAGACUUCAAAAAUGGCUGGAUUGACGAACAUUGGAAACCAUAUUAUGACCUUUGUAUGCCUUGUCAUGUGCCCUAUGACACCAUCAUCCAUUAUGAAACUCUUGUUGAGGAUUCCAACUAUGUUUUGGAUAAACUCGGAGAGAAGAGACGUUUUCCAAAUGGUUCAUCAGGAGUUAAAGGAAAAGUUCUUGAGGCUUAUUCUAAUUUGAAUAACUCUUUCCACAAAAGGGAGCAAAUAUAUAAGAUUUAUCAAAUGGAUUUUGAUAUGUUCGGUUAUGGACCAAUACCAUUAGCCUGA
Molecule: messenger RNA, 1361 nt
Organism: Owenia fusiformis
Lineage: Eukaryota; Metazoa; Annelida; Polychaeta; Sabellida; Oweniidae
Source: the annotation of a GenBank genome assembly